Cryptococcus amylolentus CBS 6039 is the source of this 1514-nucleotide messenger RNA. RefSeq lists its product as hypothetical. The transcript is spliced from 6 exons. Gene Ontology annotation, biological process: peptidyl-proline hydroxylation to 4-hydroxy-L-proline. Gene Ontology annotation, molecular function: procollagen-proline 4-dioxygenase activity; L-ascorbic acid binding; iron ion binding. The record is from RefSeq and is a predicted model, not a curated record. Bases 1 to 1494 code for a protein of 497 amino acids. Gene Ontology annotation, cellular component: endoplasmic reticulum. NCBI's taxonomy places the organism in Eukaryota, Fungi, Basidiomycota, Tremellomycetes, Tremellales, Cryptococcaceae.
AUGGCGAAAGACAAGAAACAGAACAAAAAACGCAAGCUCAAUGCCAAACCCGCCCCCCAAAAACAAGCAUCCCUCCCCACACCCCCUGACUCGUCCUCGUCCUCCCUCAUCGAGCCCGAAGAGAUCGAAACCGCCAUCUAUGUCCUCAACACUCUCGCAGAGAACCCCGACGAACUCUCGGACAAGCGCAUGAAGGAUGUCAAGCGGGCCACAUACGACCUCCAUCGGGUCAUGGCAGAGGGCGCUACCCUCGGAGCUUCCCUCACUUCCAAAAUCUCGGCUGCUCUUCAAGACUACCGAUUCACCGACGCUCUGAUAUUCCUCUUUGAAAUGUACACCAGGCGCCUCCCCCCCAAACUUGGUGCCCUUCAGCGAUGGGUCAGAGAAUGUGAUGCUACUUCCGGUGCCGAUGGAACGCCAGGCGACCCGGAAGCUCUGAAAUGCCUUGAUCUGAUCCUGCGCAUCGCCAACAUGUCUGCUGAAGACAAAGAGGCCAAGAGUGCGUCUAGUGGGAGCUCUGUGAUCCGGAGGAAGAAGCCUUGGGUCGCGAGAGGUCCUAUCGAAGGGGAGAUCCCGAUUUGGAAAAAGAUGCAGAGCGAUACAUUGUUUGAUGCGCCUCCACCCAAUCCAUACCCCAACUUUACCUCCGUCCACCACGUCCCCGCCGCCCUCCGAAAACCCCCCAACCUCUACGACUCUACAGUCUACGGCUCCUCCCCCAACGCCAUCGCCCUCACCCCCUCCGACAGUCGCCCGCGCCAACCCUCCAGGAUGGACGUCCCCGGCGUCCCCGGCGCAUUCAUGGUGCUCGACGUCUUUACACCUGAAGAAUGCCUGCAGAUCGUCCAAGCCGCAUCGGCUAUCGGGUUCGAAAAAGAUGAAGCGGCCGCGGGAUCAGCAGUCAUGAAAAACUCUAUCCUCGCGCGCAACUUUGUCUGGCUCGCCGAUAAACCGUUCCUCCAACAUUUCUACGGCCAGAUCCUUCCUUUCGUUCCCCAGACCGCCCCGGUAUCCCCGGAAGGUCAUGGUGGUGGGAAAGUGAGGGGGAUCAAUGCGAGGUUUAGAGUGUACGAGUAUAUCGAGAAUCAACUAUAUCGCCCGCAUAUCGAUGGCGCCUGGCCUGCAGCAGGUCUCCAUCCCGAAACCGGCGAAUAUCUCCACGACUCAAGUCCCCCCGAAGACCCUCUCUGGUCCCGCUACACCCUCCUCCUCUACCUCAACUCUGACAUCCCACACGAUACGGGCUGUACGACAUUCUUCCUGCCGUCCGAGAGGAUGGGCGUGAUGGAGGCCUUUAGUGUGAAACCCGUGCAGGGGGCUGUUUUGUGUUUCCCCCACGGAGAUACCCAAGGCUCCCUCCUACACGAAGGCAGCGCAGUAGGCGCCGGCGGCGGGAAAAUCGUCAUUCGUACUGAACUGUUGUUUGAGGCACAAGGGUUUGGGCAGUUUAAGCCGCCUGUGGCUUCGAUGGUGGGGACGGAGUCUGGGGUUUGAGUCUUGUUUUUUUUUGGGGG